Messenger RNA from Eupeodes corollae, 694 nucleotides. RefSeq names its product nucleoside diphosphate kinase (gene awd). The record is from RefSeq and is a predicted model, not a curated record. The transcript is spliced from 2 exons. Gene Ontology annotation, biological process: GTP biosynthetic process; UTP biosynthetic process; CTP biosynthetic process. Bases 50 to 556 code for a protein of 168 amino acids. Lineage: Eukaryota; Metazoa; Arthropoda; Insecta; Diptera; Syrphidae. Gene Ontology annotation, molecular function: nucleoside diphosphate kinase activity.
GACGUAUUUCAAACAGAGCAGCCAACACCGACGUAGCAACGGAAUUUUGAUGAUUGCUUCAAUUUUGGCAUUCUUCUCGUUGUUCUCGACAGCAAUGGCAGCAAACAAGGAACGUACUUUUAUCAUGGUCAAGCCCGAUGCGGUCCAGCGUGGACUUGUCGGCAAGAUCAUCGAGCGUUUCGAACAGAAGGGCUUCAAGUUGGUCGCCAUGAAAUUCAUGUGGGCUUCCAAGGACUUGUUGGAGAAGCACUACUCUGACUUGUCUGCUCGUCCAUUCUUCCCCGGUUUGGUCAAUUACAUGAGCUCCGGCCCAGUAGUUCCAAUGGUGUGGGAAGGCUUGAACGUCGUCAAAACCGGUCGCCAGAUGUUGGGUGCCACCAACCCUGCUGACUCUCUGCCAGGUACCAUCCGUGGUGAUUUCUGCAUCCAAGUCGGACGUAAUAUCCUCCACGGUUCAGAUGCUGUUGAAUCGGCUAACAAGGAAAUUGCUCUGUGGUUCAAUGAGAAAGAAUUGGUCUCAUGGACUCCAGCUACCGAGAACUGGGUCUACGAAUAAGAAGCUGCUUUACCUACCGGUUAGGAGAAUUCGUCGUACUCUGUUUUUUUUAGUAUUACACAAAUAUCUAAAUCGUCAAGCAUUUCCAACUUUUUAAGGUAAAAAUGAGAAAACGUCAAAUAAAAAAGGUUAACCGAA